Molecule: messenger RNA, 906 nt
Organism: Rotaria sp. Silwood1
Lineage: Eukaryota; Metazoa; Rotifera; Eurotatoria; Philodinida; Philodinidae
Source: the annotation of a GenBank genome assembly
AUGGGUGAAAAAGUUGCAUUCUAUUUUGCUGCAAUGGGUUCUUACACGAUUGCACUCAUACUACCUGCAAUUGUUGGUCUGAUUGUCUUUAUUUAUGGUGCUGCUAGUGUCACUUCGAACAUGCCAACAUCCGAAAUUUGUGGAUCGUUUGGACAAAGCAUAGACAUGUGUCCUCUUUGUGACAAAACAUGUUCAUUUUGGAAGCUUACUGAAAGUUGUGCCUAUGCACAAAUUUCAUAUGUAUUUGAUAAUAUUGCCACUGUCAUAUUUGCUAUAUUGAUGUCUAUCUGGGCAAGAGGUUUUGUAGAAUGGUGGAAGAGAGGUCAAUCUGAAUUGCAAUAUAAAUGGGAUUCAAUCGAUUUUCAUGAAUGUAAUGAACCGAUACGACCUGAUUUUGAAAGACAAGUUCGAUCAACACGACUGAAUAGACGAACUGGAGCAGCGGUCAUUGCAUGGACAUCCGAAUUUAUACCGAAAUUGGCUUACCAGAUAAUAGAAGGAAAAGGAACAAGUCUUGAUGGUUAUGUUAAUUGGACACUUUCUUCGUUUCCGAUCAGUGAUUACAAUAAAACAGGGACCAUGAAUCAGCAUAUUCCAUCAAAUUUGACUUAUUGUCGUUAUCGUGAUUUUCGAGAAUCAACCGGUCCGAAUUAUGAUUACACAUCACUUUAUUGGCAUGUUAUUGCUGCUCGUCUAGCUUUUAUGAUCAUUUUUGAAAAUGUUAUCUAUCUAAUUGUUUAUUUGGUUCAAUUGAUAAUUCCUGAUGUAUCCAGUCAAGUACAAGAAGGUAUCGAUCGACAACGAUAUAGUGACCCGUCUCAUCAAGACUCUCCUCUUGAGACUCCAUCUGCAGUCGAAAAAGCGAUUCAAAAUUUGAAAACAAAAAGAGAAACGACAGAAAAGUAA